UUUACAGAUACAUACACAGAUAUAUCCAACACGCACGCGCACACGCACCUAUGUACUUACACAUACACACAUAAUACGCAGUCACAUAUAAACACAUACAUACGUACGCGCACACGGACGCACACAUCGAUAUACGUACGUGUGCAUAUGCAUACACACGCAUACAAAGCACGUGCAACAGCCUCACCCCACCUCCAUUCCCGCAAACACACACACACAUGCACGCACGCGCACGCACGCACGCACGCCAUGCCAUGCAUGUGCUCAAAUGUUGCCGUACGUAACUGUACGCUUAAUAUUAUUUGUAAACUACAUUAGUUCCGGAUCUCGCUGUGGAGACGGGCAUAUUUCGCGUUGGUUAGUAGUGUUGGUGGUGAAUUUUACUUUGUUGUUGCUACCUUCGUUGUUAACCUUGUUGUUGUUGUUACAAGUGGUGCUUGCGUUGGUAUUGGUGUCGCCGCCGGCUGAUGUAAGUGUUAGUUGGUGUGCGUGUGCGUAUGUGUGUGUGUGUGUGUGCAUUUGUUGUAUGUGUUUGUGUGUUGUUGGUAUGAUUAAACGUGGAAUCCUACCGCCAGUUCCAACACAACAACUAAGCUCUCUGUAUAGGAAGGACUACACAUACUAGCGAUGGAAAAAGAACGAAAACAAGAAACAAUUAUAUGAAGCCAUAUAAAUAAACAAAACAAACAAACACGCAAACACAUACACACGCACACACACACACACACAUACACACACACACACGCCUAUUCAGAGCAUAGAAAAACUUCCAUAGAAAGAUCGGGAUGGCGACUAAACCAGUAAAAUCAUUAUCCAGAAGGUAAGUGUCUCAGCUAAAAGCCCUUCAAAUAAUGAAAUGAUGAAAGGAAAUUUCAAAUGUCAUUCGAAGCUGGAUAGAAAGAGGACGUCUUUCACGGAGAAGUUCGCCUCAUACUAUGGCAAUAUACGUGGGCUUCUACUGGGAAGCAACUUGAUUGGUCGUCGUUCAGCCUGCAAUGAAAAUUUGUUCUCUGAAGAAGCUCAGCUAACAGCUUUCAAGAAGGAGAAAGAAGAGGGACAACUUAGGCCACGUUCAGUUGAUUUACAACGAAAUGUCAACCGCUAUGGACACAGAACCAACCAAUAUGAGUUGCCAAAUCUCAUACUUCGUCGUGGUCAACCAUUCGAAAUACAUAUUGUGUUUGACCGAAACUUUGUACCAUCUGACGAUACAAUUGUUCUAAAAUUUGUUACUGGAAGCCGUCCACUUCAAAGUAAAGGUACAGUGGUUUCUGUAAAUCGUGUUCAAGAACUGAAAUCAAACCAAUGGGGUUACGAAAUAACCAGUGUAGAAGAAAAGAAAGUGACUAUGCGAGUUAGUUCGGCGUCUGAUUGUAUUGUUGGUAGAUACCAGUUUUAUGUGGAUACAUGUCAUCUAAACCAGCAAAGUGACGUUGAUAGCUACCGCUUUAAGAACCCUGAUGAUAUUUACAUCCUUUUUAAUCCAUGGUGUCAGGCUGAUAAUGUCUAUAUGGAAGACGAAGAUGAACGUCAACAUCACUGCCUUAGUGAAACUGGACGUAUAUGGUUGGGGACUGUUGGAAAAUUUUGUGUAAGACCGUGGAACUUUGCCCAGUUUGAUGACGUGUGCCUUAUGGCAGCUCUUGCUUUAAUGGACAAGUCGGAACUCGGAGACCAAGCUAGAGGCUGCCCCAUUCGUGUUGUCCGAGCUCUAUGUCGAGCAAUCAAUAAUAACGAACGUGAUGGUGGUGUUCUAGUUGGUAACUGGUCAGGAAAGUAUGACGAUGGUAUGGCUCCCUAUGCUUGGAAUGGUAGUGCUGCAAUUUUGGAAGAAUUCCUUAAGAAACGGAAAGGAGUAAAGUUCGGCCAGUGCUGGACAUUUUCAGCUGUUGCAACUACUAUAUUUCGAACGCUUGGCAUUCCAACACGUUGUGUAACUAAUUUUAAGUCGGCCCAUGACAGUGAUUACAGUGGUCCAGUGGACGCAUAUUGGUCACCUGAAGGAAAACCGCGGAAACUGUACGACGAUGCUAUUUGGGACUUCCAUGUUUGGAAUGAGUCUUGGUUUAAACGUCCUGAUUUACCUCCAGGUUAUGAUGGUUGGCAAGCUUACGAUGCCACCCCACAAGAAGUCAGUGAAGGUGUCUUCACAUGUGGCCCUGCUCCGGUUAAAGGUAUAAGGGAAGGCGAUCUCCAUUUAGGAUAUGACACAAAAUUCCUGUUUUCUGAAAUCCAUGGAGACCGUGUUCACUGGGUGUUGGAUUCUAUGGGAAAUAUGACACCCUUUGCUGUCGAGAAGAAUGCUGUCGGUCGUUCUAUCAGCACGAAAGCAGUAAAUACAAUUUCUAGGGAUGAUUUGACUCAACAUUACAAGUAUCCGGACGGUAGCCCUGAGCUAGCAGUUUGCAUGGAGAAAGCUCAAAAACACGCACUACGAUCUCUACCCGAAAUUCCUGCCCCGAGCAAAAGUGACAUUGACUUUACGUUUACAGGAGAGGGAUAUCGAACUGGGGAUGUUAGUGCGUCUCUUCGAAUCAAAAAUAACUCGGCUUCUUCUCGCAUUAUCUCUGUACACUUAUGUGCAGCAGCUGCAUAUUAUACCGGUGUGCCAGCGAAUGAUUUAAAAGAAAAUUCCAACAAUGCACAGCUUGAACCACAUGCAGAAACUGUUGUCAGUCUGUCAUUGAAAUGCAAUGAAUAUGUCAACAAUCGGGAUCCUGACGCCCAUAUUGUGAUGUACUGCAAAGCAAUAGUGAAAGAGACGAACCAAAGAUACAUCACUAGGGAAACAUUCUGGCUGGACAAACCGCAUUUAGAUCUAAAGUCUGACACAAGGGUUCCUAUCGGAAAAGCUUUUGAUGUUCUUGUUAAGUUCACCAAUACAUUGACUAUUCCAUUGACUGGAGGCCAUUUGAAUAUCGAAGGACCUGGAAUGCAAAGAGUGCCUUCAAUUAAAAUAAAGAAAGCAAUUGCGCCUGGUGAAGAAUUCAGAGAAACGGUUCAACUGAAAGCUCGGCGUAUAGGAAGAAAAGAAGUGAUUGCCAAUUUCUACUGCAAACAAAUUGUGGACAUCACAGGUGUUAUUGAAGUAGAUGUUGUGGAAGAAUCAAAAGCCAGUUAAAAUUACACCUGGCUGACAAGAAUUAAUUUUUCUAAGAAUUAAUACAAAUACUAUAAAUGUUCACUUAUGGAGAAAUAAAGAAAUAUAAACCUACAA
This is a messenger RNA of Octopus bimaculoides (California two-spot octopus), 3217 nucleotides long. RefSeq names its product protein-glutamine gamma-glutamyltransferase K. Gene Ontology annotation, biological process: peptide cross-linking. Gene Ontology annotation, molecular function: protein-glutamine gamma-glutamyltransferase activity. Lineage: Eukaryota; Metazoa; Mollusca; Cephalopoda; Octopoda; Octopodidae. The record is from RefSeq and is a predicted model, not a curated record.